GGCAAUUUCGAAUACAAAUUGAUCACAAUCAAAUUGAUAACACAAUCUUGACAUCAACAAUGCUUUAAGUGAUUAAAUACCUCAAUCUAGUACCCGUGAUGGACCCUUUAAGCGCCAGCAGUUACAACUUAAGUGCCCAACGGGACACCCGACUCGACUCAACCGCUAGCACAAAAUCCCUGAGUCAUUACGAGCAACGCAACUUAAAAAACCUCUCACCUCAAAUUAUUGCAGCAGUCAUUGCAACGUCAAACCACAUCGUUGUGGGCAUAGCUCUUGCAUAUUCGGCCGUUUUAAUCCCCCAAUUGGAAAACAGUGAUGAUAUUCCCGUCACCAAAACACAAACGUCUUGGAUUGCAAGUGUUCUGGCACUUGUGGCCCCCUUUGGCUCGAUUCUAAGCGGCUAUUUGAUGGACAAAUGGGGGCGCAUUACAGUCUUGAAACUAUCAGUGGUGCCAGGGCUCCUCGGCUGGGUGCUCAUUGCCACGUCACGGAGCGUCCCCAUGAUUAUAAUUGGGAGGGUUUUUUCCGGGCUUGCCUCCACCCUGUCAACAAGUCCAGCCGUGGUUUACAUCACCGAAAUCGCGCGUAAAGACAUGAGGGGCUCCUUGAUUGCCUUGGGCCCCUCUUAUGUGUCUCUAGGGAUGGUUAUUGCCUAUUUCAAGGGAUGGUUGAUCAGUUGGAGACUGAUAGCGUGGCUUUGUAACAUCUAUCUAGUCGUUCCCUUUUUCCUCCUGUUCUUAAUACCCGAGAGCCCCAUUUGGCUCGUGUCCAAAGGGCGGGUCCAAGAGGCCCAAAAAGCCCUAGAUUGGCUCCACAAGUACCAACCACGCCCCAAUAACCAGAAAAGUUUCGCCGAAAUGACGCUCAAUCUUUUGGUCAAAGAAGAUGAAACGAAGAAGAGUGAGGCUCAAGGGGGCGACAGCACCAUUAGGGAGUUCCUCAAACCAACGGGUUACAAACCCCUCCUCAUACUUUCGGGACUUUUCUUCUUCCAACAAUACUCGGGGAUUUACAUUUUCCUCUUCUACUCGGUCAGUUUUUUCGAAAACGUCGGCACCAACGUAAACCCCUACAUAGCGUCGAUUUUGAUCGGAGUGAUAAGGCUGAUAAUGUCGCUCUUGAACACUUGGAUGCUCAAGCGUUUCAGCCGGCGAGUCCUGAUAAUGAUAAGCGGGUCCGGGAUGGCCCUGGCCAUGCUAAUUUCCGGCCUGUUCACUUCCUGGAUCAAGGAAGGCACCACUGAUUUGACUUGGGUCCCAGUGGUGUUCCUGCUGUUUUACGUGGUGGCCUCCAUGGUGGGGCUGCUGACCAUACCAUGGACCAUGACGGCCGAACUGUUCCCUCUGAAAAUCCGGAGUAUGGCUCAUAGUAUCUCCACCAGUAUCGUGAACCUAAUCAUGUUUUUUGCCGUCCAAAACUACGUAAGUAUGGAAGUUGCGCUUGGUGGCUCUGCUGGGGUCCAGUGGUUCUUCGCUGGGCUCUCCCUGGGGGCUGUGCUCUUCACGUUCGUGUUCCUGCCCGAGACGCAUCGGAAGAAGUUGUCCGAAAUCGAAGACUACUUCAAACACAAUACCAUUUACCUCGGACAGAAGACAAAGGAGACGCCUGUUAGCGACAAGAAUGAGAUUGAUAAUUUAAUAAAGCAUGUUUGAUUUA
Molecule: messenger RNA, 1659 nt
Organism: Tribolium castaneum (red flour beetle)
Lineage: Eukaryota; Metazoa; Arthropoda; Insecta; Coleoptera; Tenebrionidae
Product: facilitated trehalose transporter Tret1
Exons: 5
Coding region: 99-1655 (518 amino acids)
Biological process (GO): transmembrane transport
Cellular component (GO): membrane
Molecular function (GO): transmembrane transporter activity
Source: RefSeq, a predicted model, not a curated record